This is a messenger RNA of Chelonia mydas (Green sea turtle), 3647 nucleotides long. It is a transcript of the gene PLS3, whose product is annotated as plastin 3. Lineage: Eukaryota; Metazoa; Chordata; Testudines; Cheloniidae. Gene Ontology annotation, cellular component: cytoplasm; actin filament; actin filament bundle. The coding region runs from base 612 to 2498 and encodes 628 amino acids. Gene Ontology annotation, biological process: actin filament network formation; actin filament bundle assembly. The record is from RefSeq and is a predicted model, not a curated record. Gene Ontology annotation, molecular function: actin filament binding; calcium ion binding. The transcript is spliced from 17 exons.
CUCGGCGGGGCGCGGGCAGGAGGGACGCUUCCCUUCGGGUCUGCAGCCAGGACCCGGCUCUGCCGCGCCGCAGCUCGCUCGGUCUGUGUCUCCCCCCGUGUGUGUGUGUUUCGGGUUUGUGACUAGCGCAGCUGGCCCUCUCUCCGCUUUCCCGGGGAUUGCGCUUCUCUCCGCCCGCUGUUUUUCUUGCCCGCAUUCCCAGAGGCUGUAAAGAGACGCAUUCUUUAUUGGGGGGGGGGGGUCCUCUGGCACCCUGCGCCUGGAGUUCCGCGUGGGUUGUGUUACUCCAGGGCAGGCUUUAAAACUCUCCUCUCGCGGGUGCCAGCGAGGCUCCUUCCCCGGGGCUCUGCAGGCGUUGCCUUGAACAGCAGCCGUCCUGGGAUGCUGAUACGAAGCCCCGCUCUGAGGUGCUGGAGCAGUUUUUUCUUGACUGGCUUUAUGGGGCCCGAUCAUUCUGCAAAUGUUCUGUGCUGAAAAUUCCCAAUGACUUCCGGAUCCUGAAACCGCUCUAUAGCGCAAUUCUCCGUCGGGCCGCAGUCUGCUCCUACGCAGCCCUGGCUGGGACGUUGACCCCAACAGAAAUAUAACUCGGUACUUACUAAGUUCGGGAGAUGGCCAGCACCACGCAGAUCUCCAAAGAUGAGCUGGAAGAACUGAGAGAGGCCUUUGCCAAAGUUGAUCUCAACAGCAAUGGAUUCAUUUGUGAUUAUGAGCUGCAUGAACUCUUCAAGGAAGCUAAUCUGCCUCUCCCAGGAUACAAAGUGAGAGAGAUCAUUCAGAAUCUUAUGAUUGACAGUGACAAGAACAAGGACGGGAAGAUUAGCUUUGAAGAAUUUGUGUUUAUUUUCCAAGAGCUGAAAAGCAGUGAUAUUGCUAAAACUUUCAGAAAAGCCAUCAACAGAAAAGAGGGAAUUUGUGCGAUUGGUGGAACAUCAGAGCUCUCCAGUGAAGGAACCCAACAUUCUUACUCAGAGGAAGAAAAAUAUGCCUUUGUAAACUGGAUAAACAAAGCCUUGGAAAAUGAUCCCGACUGCAGGCAUGUUAUUCCAAUGAAUCCAAAUACAGAUGACCUGUUCAAAGCUGUUGGAGAUGGGAUUGUACUAUGUAAAAUGAUCAAUCUUUCUGUUCCGGAUACAAUUGACGAAAGAGCAAUCAACAAGAAAAAACUCACACCAUUUAUAAUUCAGGAGAACUUGAACUUGGCAUUGAAUUCCGCCUCCGCCAUUGGGUGUCAUGUUGUCAAUAUUGGAGCAGAGGACUUGAGGGAAGGGAAACCACAUCUGGUGCUGGGGCUUCUCUGGCAGAUUAUUAAGAUUGGCUUGUUUGCCGACAUCGAACUCAGCAGAAAUGAAGCUUUGGCUGCCUUACUUCGCGAUGGUGAGACUUUGGAGGAUCUUAUGAAACUGUCCCCAGAAGAGCUGCUUCUAAGAUGGGCCAACUUCCAUUUGGAAAAUGCAGGGUGGCAGAAAAUCAAUAACUUCAGCUCCGACAUCAAGGAUUCGAGAGCCUAUUUCCAUCUCCUCAACCAAAUUGCACCAAAGGGACAGAAAGAAGACGAGCUGCAGAUUGACAUUAACAUGUCUGGUUUCAAUGAGAAGGAUGACUUGAAGAGAGCAGAAUACAUGCUUCAGCAGGCAGACAGACUGGGCUGCAGACAGUUUGUUACCCCUGCUGAUGUUGUCAGUGGGAAUCCCAAACUGAACUUAGCCUUCGUUGCAAACUUGUUCAACAAGUAUCCGGCGCUUACCAAGCCAGAAAAUCAGGACAUCGAUUGGACGCUACUGGAAGGAGAGACACGUGAAGAAAGGACCUUCCGUAACUGGAUGAACUCUCUCGGUGUGAAUCCACACGUAAACCAUCUGUAUGGUGACCUGCAAGAUGCACUGGUAAUAUUGCAACUAUAUGAAAAGAUCAAAGUUCCUGUCGACUGGAAUAAGGUUAACAAGCCACCAUACCCCAAGCUUGGUGCAAACAUGAAGAAGCUCGAAAACUGUAACUACGCAGUGGAUUUGGGAAAGCGUCCAGCCAAAUUCUCUCUGGUGGGCAUUGGUGGACAGGACCUGAAUGAUGGAAACCAAACAUUGACGCUAGCUUUAGUCUGGCAGCUGAUGAGGAGAUACACCCUGAAUGUUCUCGAGGACCUUGGUGAUGGUCAGAAAGCAAAUGAUGACAUCAUAGUAAACUGGGUGAACAGGACACUGAGAGAAGCUGGCAAGUCAACCUCCAUUCAGAGCUUUAAGGACAAGACUAUCAGCACUAGCUUGGCAGUGGUGGAUUUAAUUGAUGCCAUACAGCCUGGUUGUAUCAACUAUGAUCUUGUAAAGACAGGUGACUUAUCAGAAGAUGACAAACAGAAUAAUGCUAUGUAUGCUGUGUCCAUGGCGAGAAGAAUUGGAGCCAGAGUAUAUGCUCUUCCAGAAGACCUUGUGGAGGUGAAACCAAAGAUGGUUAUGACAGUGUUUGCCUGUUUGAUGGGCAGAGGAAUGAAGAAAGUGUAAGAUGCUGACACAUGUGCAAAAAUCCCAACCUUCCACCCCAGUGCAUGACUAGCUGAUCAGCUGUGUCCGGGAUGAAAUGCUGUUGGCCUAAGAACUGUUGAAGUUUCAAGGAUUCUCAGUUUUGCUUUGCAAGGCUAGAACAUUAUCAACGUUUUCAGGGAAAGGAGUUUUUAACCAACAGAUUUGCUCUUUUCCCAGAAUGGAAGUUUGAUUUAAAGUGCUCACGGGAAUGCAUUCAUAUCAGACCAGCAUCUCAGAAAAUGCUGCACUGGACCUAUUUCUCAGAUAUUCUGUGUUUUUUCUUCUGAGGGUUGCUAAGGUGGUUGGCAUGAAUCUUAAUAGAAACAAAUUUCACUUGCUAUCUAAAAGACAGUUUAUCUUGUGUCUUGUGGUCAAAUCUCGUGUGUUCUGGGUUUGAGCUUUUAUUCCUUGCCUCUGUAACCAUAAAGUUACAGAAGUAACUGGGAUCUGUAGCGCAAUUUAUAAGGUUAAAUGAGAAAAUUAUAUUUCUGAAGAUCAGUCUUCCUGCAGUAUUCUCUCUACAUGGUGCUUUUUUUAUACACAUAACAAAUAUUUUGAUUACUUUACAAAUAAAGCAUAGUGGUUUUUUUCUUGCUACCUUUUAUUUAAAGGUCUUUCAAGAUAGAGUAUAUUUGAGAAUACCACCUAAAACUCAGCCUCUCUGGCAGUAGUGGACAUCUGAUGGCAUCCAAUAACAUGCUGAUGGCAUCAUUACAUCUGAGAAUCCAAAUGAAUGCAUUUUUGUACGCAUCUUGGUUCAAUUGUGUGCACCUAGAAAAUAAUUUUUACAAAUCCUGCAUGUAAACUUCUGUUACUUUUUUAUUUAAAAUGCUGUUGGGAAUAAAACAAUAAAACGCUGUAGGGCGGCUAUGAAGGGAAGAAACAAAUGUUAUGAACAGCAGGGUUAAGUAAUCUGAACUGCAAAGUGCCGAGACCUAAAACUAUUUUUUACAAAUAUGCAGGAAGUGGUGUCACCAAAGAAGGAAGGAGCUGUAUCCAUAGGAGUUAAUGUACUCUUGCUUUGGCAAGCUGUUGGCUGUAUUUUGAGAUCACAUUGCUAUUCUGAGCUAUUCAAAUGCUGUAAUAUGGUGGCAAAGCAUUAGUUGAAAUAAAAACAUUUAAAUACAA